AUGUUCCACGUUCAAUAUUGUCACAUGCGAUAUUUUCAUUAUUUAGGCGUGCGCAACAACCCGGAGGUACUGGUGGAUAUAGUGAUAGCUCUGAUACUGGCAUUCAAUCAGCAGUUUAGCGAGCAUGCGGUGAAUGUGAUCAUCGAAGCCAUGCAGAAUCGGCCCACAGCCAAAGUGUUCACCGAGAAGCUCUUGUUGCUGCUCAAUCGAGAAGAUGAUCCAACGCGAGUGCUGAAGCAUCACAAUGAGCACAUGAACACGGUGCUGCGCAUGUUUAUUGACAUCUUCAGUCAUCCGGAUACGGCUGGCAUGUUUUAUACAAACCAUAUCAAUGACCUCAUCGAUAUUGUGGUGCGUCAACUUUCCGAUCUGGAUGCGGGCAAUGUGUUAAUUACGUCCGUGCUAUUUGGAGCUGUGUCGUCGCAUUUUGCGCAACACAAACUAUCAGGACCAUCAGCAUCGCAAGCAAACAUCGAACUCAUGAAGAUCUUUAUGCGCAUCUUUUGCGAGGAGACCGAAUGCAGUGCAUCCGAUCAGCAGUUAGUGCGCGAAAUCGCCAACGAAUUUCCCCAAUUGUUUAAAGACAGAGCCAGAAUCUAGAAUUGCAAACAGAAAAAAAACACAACUCCUAAAACCAACUAAAAUCAAAAUAAAUACCAA
This is a messenger RNA of Drosophila sulfurigaster albostrigata, 660 nucleotides long. RefSeq names its product NCK-interacting protein with SH3 domain-like. The transcript is spliced from 4 exons. Gene Ontology annotation, molecular function: Arp2/3 complex binding. Lineage: Eukaryota; Metazoa; Arthropoda; Insecta; Diptera; Drosophilidae. The coding region runs from base 1 to 600 and encodes 199 amino acids. Gene Ontology annotation, biological process: endocytosis. The record is from RefSeq and is a predicted model, not a curated record.